AUGGACGCUCCCGACAUCUCCCGUCUCAUCCUGCAGGACACCGGGCCGCCACCCUCAGAUGCUUCUCCGCCAAUCCCGGACGACGUCAUGUAUGCGACAGACCACUACACGCUAAAGCUCAGGAACUAUGCCCGGUCCAUACCCUACUCCAUUGAGUCCAACUCGCGCAUGCAGAAAAUGCUUGACUUCAUAUUGCUGCGGCUUUCGCAAUGCGUCGAAGCGAAGGACUAUGAUCCCGGGCUCUUACAGUGGGAUAGUAUGUUAACGUACUGGUCGAUGCUCAAGUAUCCCAUACCGAAGGGGAAGCGCAUAGCUCUCAUCAAGAUAUACUUCCAUGUGUGCACAACACCUGGCAUGUCCAUUCAUAUCAUUGCCGCUUGCUCCGAAGGGCUCCAAGUGCUUUCUCGUUCGAAGAAGAAGCUCUCCGUAAACGACUUGAGGCUUCCGUGGAUGCCCAUAUACAAGAUCUUGAGCAAGGACUUGUUUCUCACCAGGCGUCAGUUCGAGAUUAGCCAAACUUCGUGGUACAUGGGGUAUAUUGCUGAUACUGUUCGCCGCUUCUUCCACCCCGCUGCCGUUGAUGAGAUGCUGUCUACUUUCCUCCCCUCCAUGAAUUGCACUAGCCUAAACAGCCUCUUAGCGUCGCAGUAUUACAUGUUGACGUUCUUGCCGCUCUCGCACCCCCAGUCGUAUCUUCCCAUGCUCUUUCGCAUAUGGGAGUCCGUGAAUUCGUAUAUGUUCGACGACCGAAUGCUGCAGUUCUUCGCGCGACUGGCAGAGAUGCACGUCGACUCAUCCGUGAGUAAUCCUCAGAGAAUUGAGGAUAUCCCGGACGACGAGCGGUCAGAAGGGGAGGGCCGACCCGGUUGGUCGCGCGAAGACCUCGAAACGAAGUGGAGGUGGUCAGGCCUGUAUUCCGACGUUGGCAUCUUCUCGGAUGCCGACUGGAGCCUUAUCAUGGCCAAAUGCAUGGCGUCGAUGGAAAUCCCACUGGCCGACUCCGGCUCUCUUACCACUGGCCCAAACGCUGAUGGUCAAGCGACGUUUGAGAUGAACCGGCUUCCAAAGCCAAGCUGGCGCAUUCCCUCGUUGGCACGAAUCAUCGUGUAUUCAAUGGCACCGGAUUCUAUGCCCAGUCCCGCGUCAAAUGCCCCAACACCUUUUUUCACACCGCUUGCGUCCGGGACCAGCACGCCGCUCCCUCAACAAAUUGGUGGCCUCGGCGAUUAUCUCUCCGCUCCGCUUGGGAAAGGCAGUCACCUCAAGGCGAAGACAUAUCUUGGGGGUUGCAAGGCUCUCGACUCUCUGGCGAAGUUGAUUGCUUCAACCGAAGGCUUCUUUCAUCCCACAAACUCUGGGAGCUGGACGACCGAUCUUAGCGCAUUCAUCAAGUACAUAGUCUACGAUUUCAACAAGCGCUGGCACGAGGAGCAACUGCCUGACUGCAAGACACCUACACAUCGUCGUCUCACCCCUGAGAUCAGACAUGAGUUAGUCAAAUCUCUCAGGACUGUCACGCUUCUGGCGAUGUUCUCGCAAGACAGCACCACGGUUUCCAACAUCCAGAGCUGUCUCAAGUCCAUGAGCGUCAUGGAACCAGACCUCAUUCUUCAUCCCAUCCUGAAGCGUGCCGUUCCCGCCCUAGAGGCCUUGGUCGAGACCCAUCGGACUACAGCCGUCAUCAAGGCCCUUGGUGCUGUUGCUCCCGCACUUGUAUGCCGCGAUGUUUACUACCCUGGUGCAAAACAUCUCUUCCCUAUUCUGGAGCUUCUACUUCCUGGGAUUGAUCUGAAUGACCCGCCGAAAACGUUCUGCACUACUGCAUUCAUUUCCGAGAUCGCACAAUACAUCAAGUUUGGACAGCUAACAUUGAGCCCCGACACUAUUAUCAGCAAUGGCGUGGACCACUCCCCGGAUACUCUCAACGGCCUUUCCAUUGAAGUAGAGCCCUUUCCGGAUGACGAACUUUCCAACGCCGAGGAAGACGCCAUCUUGAGGGAUACGUCGGCGACAUUCGCGGACUGGGUGGCCGCUUUCCUACAGCGAGUUAUCGUCCUCUUUGAGAAUCUGCCGGAGGAGGGACCGAACGGAACCGCUGGCGGCGCCACCGAAGUGCAACUAGUGGACGCGGUGUCAGGCGCGUUCAGCCAGAUAUGUGUCCAUCUAUCAGAGCCGCUCUACGACAUGGUGCUUGGUCUCGUACUGGACUACGCGACUCAGAACGUCAGGUCGAACGCCGUUCGGGCCAUCCACCAGCUGGUGGAAUGUGUUGCCAACGCCAAUCCGGAGAAGACUUUGGCACGAUUCCUGCCAUUCUGUGAUCGUAGCAUUAGGACGGAACUAGACCAUGGUGCGAGUUCGUUGAGGAUCACGUCGUCAGGAUCCACUCCUCUCCCCUCGGACACCACACUUCACUGGAAUCUCGCAAUCCUAAGAGGCGCUAUGUAUAAUGAUGGCCGAGCAACUCUGAAGUAUUGUGACCAGCUAAAGACGUUUUCCAAGCGUGGCUACUCGUCAAGCGGCAAGCUACUUUCAAGCAUGCUUUUGACGCUAAGUCACACUUAUCCUCUCGAGAAUAAGUUCGUGAACCCCGCGGAGUGGGACUCGCCUGACUUCAAGUCGAACCAUCACAAGUAUUGGGGCAAGCUGUAUAAGCCAGAGGAUGUCCGACUGACUUGGCAUGUGCCCAAUGCUGAAGAGGUAGACUUCGUACUGCGGAUCUUCAGGGAGUUUAUCGAGCCUAUCCUCGACACGUUGCACAAGUUGCUCGAGUCAGGCGUCGUCCGCGACGGUGUAUGGCGCAACGAUUUCUGCAGACAUCUGAGCUUCGUGCGGAACGCGUUCGCUGGUAUCCCUACGCUCGCAAAAGAAUUCAUUACGCCCGAAGAGCAGCAAUCAGCCUUGGACUCCAGCGACAUCCUUCACGAGAUUCCCGAGAUGAUUGCUUGUGUCGAGCCACUCAACGCAGGUUUUGCUCUAUCUGAUCCAAACGAUCCUCGACACCAGUACAUUACAGGUCUGCGACGCAAGUUUGGCGAGUUUCUUCACAAAGCAUCUGUGUCACUGCGGCAGCAAGGCGAAGAGAACACUGUGGACGCGGUGCACGGCUUGGUACCGAUUUACUAUCUGCAAGCCGAUCGGUACCAAAGCGAGCUAAACAUUGCGCGUCACUAUGCUGGACAGAAGGUCUGGCCGCGCGCCCUGUAUGUGAGGCGAGCGAGGUUAUAUCAUGCUGCUCGACUUCGAUGGAAUUCGAUUGAACGUCGAAGGGGUAUGCUGGAGGACAGUCUCAUCGACGACGUCACGCAGUGGUCGAUGUGGCAUUACGCUACUGGUAUGUCGAGUCAGGCUCUUCUGGAAAGCCUUUGCAACAGCUUCGAUGGCGUACGGCGCCGGUGUCUUCCCACGUUGUACCAAUCGCUCGAGCCUGGAACAGAUGACGAUCGCAUGAAGGGAGCUCUGUGGACCCUCAACCUUUCUGUCUUCGAACCAACGCUGUCGACGGAGUUUGUCAAGAACCUCUUCGCUUGUCAGCACAAUGAGAAGUCAUCCAUUCAGGAUUGUGUCGCGUCCUUGGCGGAAACCAGCCUUGCGAACUUCGGGGAGCCCAGUCAAGUGGUGUACAAUAUCGACAAUCGCGCCUUGAUCAAAGCAACGCACCAUCUUCGAGCCAUGGUGACGUAUGCGGAGAUAGCGGAUGAUGUCCUGACCAGAUGCGAGACACAACGCGCCAACCGUCUUGCCAUCCACAACGAGGCAGUUCUACUCACUACCGACACCGUGCUCAAGAUUGCCAACAACCCUGACACGCAUUGGAGAUACGCGAUUGUAGCCGUACGAUGUCUCCGCUCCCUGAUUCGACGAGACGCUCCUAUGAAGACAGAGCAUGUUGAGUAUUUCCUCAAGAACUCUUAUGAUUCGAAUGCCAGCAUGCGCUACUAUGCUCAACGAGGGGUCAUGAAAGUCUCUAGAUUCAUCAAGCUCCGCGCUCUGGCCCAGGAUCCAGCAGACAUAGCUCUCGAGCAAAACCACAACCCGCUACGAAGGAAGGUUCGCGUGGAGGAUCCAUCGCGUGAAUUCUCAGAAGUCAAGCUUUCAGAGUACAGGGUUCCCUUGGAUUUGGACCGAGGUCGAACCGAGCCAUUGCUACGAGACAAGCUUGGUUCUGGGUGGAUCGCAUGGAGCAGCACGAUUGACUGUUUCCUGGUUCCGCACCAAACGAAGUCCACGUUCCAGCCGUGGGAACCUAAUAGCGAGCAUGUCGUCGCAGCUAUCCGUAGUGCGGCGAAGGACUCCGCGUUUUGGAAGAAGCUUUCCACCCACUACUCGGCUGAGAACAACUCCGAUGUUGUGGUUCAGGACAACUUGUGUACUGUGAAGUCCAUUUUCCAACUCCUGGAUGACGAGCCCUUCACUGUCCUCCAACCGAUAGUUGAGGAGCUGCUCGCGAACAAGGACAAGAACAAGCAACGAGCGGCAGCAGAAUUCAUUGCAGGAAUGAUUGGUGGUUCAAAGCACUGGCCAACGGACGCCCAGCUCAAGUUUUGGAUGUGGUUCACUCCUCACAUCAGGACGAUCUUCAGCCAAAAAACCAACGACACGCUGGCAGUCUGGUCUUCCUUUUUCGAACACGUCUUCUACAAUAAGGAUCCGCGUCGACUGCAACCUCUUGUAGACCACAUCAUGGAAGAAUUCAACACUGUCGACUUCAACGGCGAAACAACCUUCGAGGCGGUGCAGGUGCUCUGCUUCUUCCGAGCGCUGUACGAGCAGCUUGGCAUGAAAUUCACGGCGUGGGUCGACGAUACCUUGAAGCGCUGUUGGGCCCAACUCAAGUGCGAACAUGAGGAGGUGCUUGCGUAUAUUAGCGAGAUCAUGGCCUUCUGCGGCAAGAUCAUGUGGCGUCCCAAUCCGUCCAUGUUGACACCCGAAGUAUUCGUCAAGGAGUGCCGGACCAUCCCCUCUGUGGGUGAUAUCAUGGGAAUUCGUGGGACAUUCCACGAGGAGCGUGUCACGGAGUUGGUACAGCAAUUCCCUGUCUGGCGGCAGGAGCGAUUGCCCGGCGUUCGGGCGUUCCAGUCCACCUACGACCGUGUUGGAGUGCUCAUUUGCAAAUGGCUCUUCCAGCUCAUUCACGACACGAACGCUAUCUCCGCUUUCGACUGCAUACUUCCCCUCCUGCCCGAACUCAUCCAUUUCACAGAAGUCAAUGACAACGAUGAACUUGCGUAUCGCGCAAAGCUUCUCAUGGUCCGCAUGUGCGGAGUGAUUGUUCCACGUCAGUUCAUCAACCCCAUCCUCGACGAACUGUUCAACGCCAUUCAGACUUUUCCCUCAUGGAAAGUGCGCCUGAAGAUCCUUCCGCUUGUGCAAGUCUUCUACUUCCGACAGUCCUGCCUUAUCAGCGACAUCAAAAUAAUCGAGAUGGUCGAGGUCAUUUGUCGAUGCUUGGACGACGAGGUCGUGGAAGUGCGUGAGAUGGCAGCAACGACACUCUCAGGCAUUCUCCGCCUAUCGCCACGCAAAAGUAUCAUCACCCUAAAGGAUCGCUUUGUGCGCUUGAUCAAAAAUAGCAAGCUCCCAGCUGAUAGGAAGUCGCCUGCAUACAACACCGCCAUUCGUCAAUUGCAUGCGGCGAUUCUGGGCGUCUGUGCUCUUGUGGAAAGCUAUCCAUACACCAUCGAGCGCUGGAUGCCAGAGCUCCUGACCAACAUCCUUGCUGAGCAUACAUACGACCCUAUCCCCAUAUCCACCACGGUCCGCAAGUGCGCGAGCACGUUCCGGAAGACCCAUCAGGACACUUGGCACGAAGACUCGAAGAAGUUCACGGAAGAACAACUCGCUGCGCUCUCUACCCUGCUGUCCGGAUCGUCGUACUGCUGCAACUCAUCGUAUUGA
This is a messenger RNA of Epithele typhae, 5898 nucleotides long. RefSeq lists its product as uncharacterized. The transcript has 48 exons. The record is from RefSeq and is a predicted model, not a curated record. Gene Ontology annotation, molecular function: peptidase activator activity; proteasome binding. Lineage: Eukaryota; Fungi; Basidiomycota; Agaricomycetes; Polyporales; Epitheliaceae. Gene Ontology annotation, cellular component: nucleus; cytosol. Gene Ontology annotation, biological process: proteasomal ubiquitin-independent protein catabolic process. Bases 1 to 5898 code for a protein of 1965 amino acids.